CACCCUUUCACGCUUGCUAGAGGGGAGCGAAUCCAUUACACACCCAGGUAGUCAACCCUUUUUUGCAUGACCAGUGAACCCGACAAACAUCAUGAACGACGAAAACAAGAGGGGAAAACCACUGGACACGGUGGAAGCGUUGAAAGACUUUCCGGAAAAUAAGGUACCGGUCAGAGCGCCCUUUCGCCCAACAGACCGAGCCAAGUUGCCCAUGCCUGAUGUCGAAUACCAAUACUACAUGGAUCACCCGUACAUGAAACGCCUGAUGGCCGCUAUCGAGAUUAAUAAGUUCAACCGGUUCCAAAUGUUGCUGCUCUGCUGGCGGGACUUGCCCAACCACUCGCUACCCCACGGCCCGCCCGAAUAUCCCAUGGCGACCGUCGAGCCGUGUCUAUACCGUGCCAUCGAGUACAACAGCCGGGAAAUCGUCGCGCUUCUCCUCGACCAGGGCGUCAAGAUGUGUGACCUAGUUGUGGACGAGGCCGUGGAGCACGGGUGUCCGACGGCAAUGCUGGCCGCAUGUCUUGACAGCAACAGGCAACUUGCUAAAGUGACGCGAAUGAAUGCCGGCGAGAGAUCGAUACCAUGGGAUAGAGGAGAAUGUAGUUCUGCGCGUGAGCAUCCGACUUACAAACUACUAGAUCAGCAGCUGGAUUAUAUACGCAGGUACGCCCCGUACCCAGAUCAGCCAGAUCAGUAUGUUGCUCCUUUUCUGGAGCAUGGUAUAAACACAAAGGGUGACGAGGUUCUCUGGUCGUUAUACCUCAUUUUUGAGGAUGAGGUUGAUAGGCAGGAGGUGAUACCGUGGUACUACAAGCACAACCGGAAUCCCAGCGCUCAAGCUGUCGUAGAGCUGCUUUACAAGGUUAAUUACGGUAAUGACGGUAACGUCGGCGUUGACCGUUUUCUCCUCGCUCAAGAUCGACGGUACUGGAUAUGGGCGGCCUCGGUAUGUCGCUAUCUCCUCGAAUACGAUAUUGGGCUCAGGGGUGGCAGCACGAAGCCGCCUUUAUGGUAUAAACACAUGGACUGGAGACUUAUAGCGAUAGAAUUGGCGCAGGCUCGGCAGCGGAGGAUGGGGUCCGUAGCCAACGCGGAAGUGCAUACUGAGACGCUUCGGUGGGUUGCCAGGUCAAGAGAGAUGCGCCCCUCUAUGUACGUUAAAUUCGGGCACCCGGACGGAAGACCACCGCGUCCCUGGCCUACAGGAAAUAACGAUCAGCAAUUGUCCUCGUCGCGACUGAAUAACGGAGGUCAGACGCAGGCGGCUACUGAUAACGAUUGGGUUUGAUUGAGUAGCCAGAUUUUGGAAUUGGAAAAGUCUGCUUUGUGCUCUGAGUUCUGAUAAAUUACCACAGGAAAGGGCGAAUGGUGUGUAUUUGAUAUCUUCAAUUACGGAGCCAGGUUCGGAAAGUUCCAGCACUUCGUAAUUGUUAAUAUGUAAUCAGCUCAACCUCACGCGCUCUCUAUAUUGGACACUCGCUGCGCUAGAGUGAACCUUUGAUGGCUUGGCCCUUGCCAGCUUCAACUAUCCAUAGGCUAAGCUCACAAUUGUUGGAUUUUCCUUAGGCACCAACUAAGUGGUGAAGGGACCUUGGGCAUAAUACAAGAACUUCCAUGGAUCUAGAACGGAGCUCGCAUUGUGUAGCUGACAUUGCCUGUCACAAUUGAUAUGUAGUCCUACAUGUCCAGUCAAGUCUCCU
Xylaria bambusicola is the source of this 1703-nucleotide messenger RNA. RefSeq lists its product as uncharacterized. The record is from RefSeq and is a predicted model, not a curated record. NCBI's taxonomy places the organism in Eukaryota, Fungi, Ascomycota, Sordariomycetes, Xylariales, Xylariaceae. The transcript is spliced from 3 exons. The coding region runs from base 92 to 1291 and encodes 399 amino acids.